Passer domesticus (house sparrow) is the source of this 2228-nucleotide messenger RNA. It is a transcript of the gene ELMOD2, whose product is annotated as ELMO domain containing 2. Bases 102 to 995 code for a protein of 297 amino acids. The record is from RefSeq and is a predicted model, not a curated record. Gene Ontology annotation, molecular function: GTPase activator activity. Gene Ontology annotation, cellular component: membrane. Lineage: Eukaryota; Metazoa; Chordata; Aves; Passeriformes; Passeridae. The transcript is spliced from 8 exons.
GGCGCCGGCGGCGGCGCGCGGGGGGCGCGGGCAAGGCCCGGGGCCGGGCCGGGUUCGGGCCCCGCCGCUGGGCCGGGUUCGGGCCCCGCCGCCCGCGGAAGAUGUGGGCUCACGUCUGGCGGUUCCUGUACAGCAACUACUUUCGCUUCUGGCUGAAGUGGGUCGUGCGGCUGCUGACGGGCAAGUGCGAGCUGCAGCGCCUCCUGGGCGGCGCGGAGGCGGGCGCGCGCCGGACGCUGAGCGUAGAACAUUCACUGGAAUCAUCAAAAAAUAAGGUUCUAAGAGAUGCUGUACAUGUUGAAGAAGCUGAAGUGGAGAAGUGUGUCAGAGAUGUAAUGAAAGAGAAGAAGAUUGAACAGAAGGACACAAGGUUUAAGACAAAUUUGCAUAUAUCCUUGCUACAGAUAUCAGGUUAUAAAAAACUGUAUUUGAAUGUGGAGAACCUAAGGAAGGUCCCGUAUGAUUCAGAAAACGAGGAACACGAGGAACAGUUAAUUGAGCUCUGGAAUUUGCUGAUGCCCCAUGAGAACCUGAAGGCCAGAAUCAGCAAACAGUGGUGUGACAUCGGCUUCCAAGGCGAUGAUCCUAAAACAGACUUCAGAGGAAUGGGGCUGCUGGGCUUGGUGAAUCUGGUGUAUUUUAGUAAGCAUUACACCGAUGAAGCUCGUCAGAUCCUUUCUCGGUCAAAUCACCCAAAGCUGGGAUACUCCUAUGCCAUAGUUGGGAUCAAUCUGACAGAGAUGGCAUACAGCCUGCUCAAGAAUGGUGCUUUAAAGGGUCAUCUCUACAACAUGGUCUCUGGGUUGCCCCAGAUGGAGCACUUCCAUCAGUUUUACUGUUAUCUAGUUUAUGAGUUUGACAAGUUCUGGUUUGAAGAGGAACCAGAAAGCAUUAUGCAAUUCAACCAGUACAGAGAGAAAUUCCAUGAAAAAAUUAAGGGACUUCUACUGGAUUACAAUGUGGUACUGACCUUACAAGAUACAAAGAAACCUUAAUUCCUCUGCAGUAUAUGAGGUUCUGUAUUAAAAACUGAGUGAUGCAUUUGGAUGGAAAUUUUGUGUGUUUCACCAAAAACUGUCUAACAACAGAACUUUUUUUUUUUUUACAUUAAGAAAAAGAAAAUUACCAAAAGUCAGUUAAGGAAGCUUGGACAAUCAACCUCUGUUUACAGGUAUUUUUAUGCUAUUCUCCUAGGGCAGCUUUUUGAAAAGGAAGUGAAACAAAAUGCACCCAACAAACCAACACAAAAAACAACCCACAAAUCUCAAGAACCUCUGGAUUGCUUACUUUUACUUUUUUUUUAUACUUCUUAUUGUAGAAACAUGAAGCAGAUAUUUAUGCUGCGUCAUAUUUUCUAUGAAUGGGUUUGACUGUUAAUGGUCUUUUAAAAGACAGUUAAGGUUGUACUUUUCAAAUUUGAAUUUAAAUUCCAACCUUUUAACGUAAUGGUUGAAGUCAGCUUUUAGUUGAAAUUAUUGUUGUUUUAGAUUUCUCGUGUUCUUUUUUCUUUAUAUGUCAUUGAUCGUUCACUCCACAGUGUUAAAUUUCUUUGUAAUUAAGAGGUCCUCAAAGGAGAUUUAUUAUUUGUUUAUGAUUUUGGAAAAGAGGCUUAAUCCAUCAGCAUGUUGUACUUACUUGUAUUCUAGUACUUACUAGAAAUUACUUCUGGAAAGGAAGUUUAUCUAUAGAUUUGUACUAGCCAAUUCCUGUGCUUGAAAGUAGUUUAGUUUGCAAACAAACAAAAAGAACCACGUGUCAUCAGCAUGAGGAUAAGAUCCUCAGGCUAAAGCUACUCUUUUUUAAAGUAUUCCUAUUUUAAAAGCUUUUGAUUCUUUCUAAUCUGACUUCAGAUGAUGAGGAUGAUUGACUCAGAAUCUGUUGUCAGCCCUUUCUUUUAGCAGCUAAGGGGGUUUUCUUAGUGGGAGGUACAGCAGAUUUUCUUUAGCCAUUUUAUAAAUUUUUUAAAAACUCCUUUAUUGCAGCUGCAAUCCUUAUUUUGUAAAAAUAAAUUUACAUCUGAGUACAAGUCUAAAAAUGUAUUUUCCAUGGAGGGGAUGCAACUUUGAUGUGUUUCUUAGUCUUGCCAUCCUCAAGACAAUCUAAUAGAUAGAACUUCAUGUCUGUAUUGUGACUAAUUAUUGCUCAGAGCAACUUUAAAUGGAUUUGGUAUGACCAUCAUUUUGUUUUCUAAGACCUUCUAUUAAAUAAGUGCCUUCUGCUGUUUUCAA